This is a messenger RNA of Oncorhynchus gorbuscha (pink salmon), 1906 nucleotides long. It is a transcript of the gene dnaaf19, whose product is annotated as coiled-coil domain containing 103. Bases 1013 to 1843 code for a protein of 276 amino acids. Gene Ontology annotation, biological process: epithelial cilium movement involved in extracellular fluid movement; determination of left/right symmetry; inner dynein arm assembly. The transcript is spliced from 6 exons. Gene Ontology annotation, cellular component: outer dynein arm. Lineage: Eukaryota; Metazoa; Chordata; Actinopteri; Salmoniformes; Salmonidae. The record is from RefSeq and is a predicted model, not a curated record.
UCAGAGGUUAAAUUACCUCUCAAUGUAAACAAGCGAGCUGUCGUAAAAUUAUCUGAGAGUUUAUGAAUGAAAAGAAAACUGACAUCGUUUUGGUGUCAUCUGUGCUGUGUGGAAAGUGACCGCGCAGAGAUGACCACACACACUUUGGAGGCAGGAUCAAGUUAGCUAACAACUUGUAGCCAGCCGGAGUUAGCUAACGGCAGCUCGUUUUAUUUGUAUUUUGUUUAACCUUUAUUUAACUAGGCAAGUCAGUUAAGAAUAAAUGUGUAUGUACAAUGACGGCCUACCCCGGCCAAACACGGACGACGCUGGGCCAAUUGUGCCCGGCCCAUGGGACACCCAAUCACGGCCGGAUGUGAUACAGCCUAGGUAACGUCAUAACUCUGUUAGGGUGGGUAUAAUUUGGAACGUUCCAACAGGAAAUCUGUUCUAAAAAAAGUAAAGUACAAGGUUGCCAACAAACAACGCAUACAAAGUAGCACGAUCAACUCACCACGUAGCUUAUUCUCAAUGUUUGUCUAUGGGCUAGCAGAGUGAGGACAGACAUUUUCGGAAUAAACGUGGUGAGUGAAAGAUUGAAUGAUAUAGCCCUCUCCCUACCCGGUGUCUUAUUUCGCCGCUAUACAACUCUGUAUGCGGUGUUUGUUGACGACCUUGUUAUUUACGAAGUUUUUGGAACAGAUUCUUGGAACGUUCCACAAAUGAUACCAACCCACCCAUUACAGAUUAUACCACAAACUUUUCAAAGAAGCAUGGGUUGCAUCGUAUGUAGAGAACAAGAUUGAUGAUUUUCACGAGAAUCUGGAUAACUGCAAUGAAGAAGAAUGUUCACCAGAAUGUUAUGUUUUCGACUGUGGCAACGUGUCUGAGGACACUGUUGUAAUCGAGUGUGCUCCCGUUUCUGAUGUAAACGGCUCAGGUACAUCUGGAAAACCAGCUGAGGGAGUGACGCUAGAUGAAGACUGGAUGGAGAUCUUUGAAGACCUCAAAAAGAAGAUGAGGGAGGAUCUUGAUGGAUGACUCUCCUGAGGUUUUAAACUUCUCAGCGCUGGAGCGGGAGUUGCAGUCUGCUGUAGAAGCAGACAAGAAAUAUCAAAGAGAAAAUGAUGCAAAGUUCCGUGCUCUACACCAGAAGGUCGGAACGUAUGAGGAGUUUAGGGACAUAGUCCUGGCAUCCCACCUGAAACCACUGGACAGGAAGGAUAAAGCUGGAGCUCCUCGCAAACAGCCAUGGAAUGCUCUCGCCUCCACUGACAAAGGGCAGAACCAGACUAGCUGUGAUGAAAUAGGCCUAAAGCCUCAGUUGUCCGAGUUCCAGCCCAGGACAGCAUCAGAGUUCAGCCGGGACUGGCGCAGGUUCGGCAGUGAAAACCCAGAAGAUAAAUACAGCCUCCUGCUCUCCCUAGGUGGAGAGGGCCUUCGGAACAUCUUCAGGGCUGAGGUGGGGUUCGGACUACUGGGGGAAUUUCUUGUGUUCCUUUCCAGUGGUCUCCAGCCUGGGGAUGAGGCCGUGGUGAUAGGGAUCCUGGAGGGGCUGUCCAAAACCCCCAGGUUUGGCCUCAAUGUGUGCCUCCUGAGCCGGGCUGAGAGAGAGGCAUGUGGAGAUCUGUUUCAGAACCUGAGGAAAGCAUCAGCAGCAGGGAAUAGCAGUGUCAAAGGAUCCAAAGGGGAUGUCAUUGUCCGUGGAAGUAAUGUGGAAGAGAUUAAAGAGGCACAAGAUGCUGAGCCAGAGACUCUGUUUCCAGGACAGACCAGCGAGGCUGCCGGAAGAAGCAGUGAUGCUGAAACUUUAAAUGGUAUAAUGCAGUUGUAUGGGGUUCAAACGGUCUCUCCUCCUCAGUAAGAAACAUUACACAAACCCAUAUUGGACUUAUUGUUUUCAGAAAUAACAAUGACUGUUACUAUA